Molecule: messenger RNA, 756 nt
Organism: Drosophila kikkawai
Lineage: Eukaryota; Metazoa; Arthropoda; Insecta; Diptera; Drosophilidae
Gene: Trs23
Product: trafficking protein particle complex subunit 4-like protein Trs23
Biological process (GO): endoplasmic reticulum to Golgi vesicle-mediated transport
Cellular component (GO): TRAPP complex
Source: RefSeq, a predicted model, not a curated record
UGCCAUCACUAAUUCGCCAAAAGAAAACAUUCCCAAAAACACAAAAAUAAGCAACAACUAAGCCAUGAUUAUAUAUGGCGUCUAUAUAGUUAGCAAAUCGGGUGGCCUUAUAUUCAACCUGGACAACAAUGUGCCGCGCAUCGAGCACGAGAAGACCUUCACAUACCCGCUGGACCUGGUGCUGGACUACGAUUCCAAGAAGGUUUCGGUGUCGUUCAAUCGCAAGGAUGGCAUAAAUGUUGGCCAUGUUCUGGUGGCGGUCAACGGCAUAGCCGUCACGGGCAUCACACUGGACGAUGGACGCGAUGUGAGGACAACGCUGGAGGCGCCGGAGAACUAUCCCAUCAACCUAAAGUUCAGCCGGCCGAAGAUGACCACCAACGAGAAGAUCUUCCUGGCCAGCAUGUUCUACCCCCUGUUUGCCAUCGCCAGCCAGUUGAGUCCGGAGCCCAAGAGCUCUGGAAUUGAACUGCUGGAGGCGGACACGUUCACGCUGCACUGCUUCCAAACGCUGACGGGCAUCAAGUUCAUUGUGAUCUCGGAGACGGGCCUAAAUGGUAUAGACCUGCUGCUGCGCAAGGUCUACGAACUGUACUCCGACUAUGUCCUCAAGAAUCCAUUCUACUCGCUGGAGAUGCCCAUCCGGUGCGAGUUGUUCGACAACAAGCUCCAGGAACUGCUCGCCCAGGUGGAGAAGACGGGCAUUAGCAAUAUUGAUAAAUAAAUAAAGGUUUAAGUAGUCUUUGUACAAUGUUA